CGUCAAUGAGAGGGGGGAGCACGAGCGCAGACAACGGAGAAGAGAGGAGGAGAAAACAGAAGAGAAUUAAGCGGCGUUAUAAAUUAGUCGGCUCUCAAUCAUUGUCAAAGCAUGUAUUACAGCUUCCAGACUUAAAUGUGGAGGGCAUGCUGUGCAUUGGUGACUUUAAAAAGAGCGUCACUUGUUUCUAACCCAAGUAGAUUACUGGGAAGUAGAUGAGGAGCGUCGCCGGUGCAGGGAGGGGUCCUCUGUUCCAGGAUUCGUAAUAGCGGGCUGUGCGGCGCCGCCGUCUCCUAAUGGAGCCGGGUUGUGUGCAGGCAACUAUGGCUAUGUUUGAUGUCUCGAAGAAAGCGUCUUUUUUCUCUCGAAAUGUGGCGGUGGAACGCAAGAACCUCAUCACCGUUUGCAGGUUUUCAGUGAAAACUCUGUUGGAGAAGUACACCGCCGAACCCAUCGAUGACUCUUCAGAGGAGUUCAUAAACUUUGCCGCUGUCCUCGAGCACAUCCUCAGCCAUGGCUUCAAAGGGUCAGGCAGCUGGUUUGAUGGACAGCGAAGCUAUUGGGACUUCAUCCGUCUGGCCUGCGGGAAGGUCCAGAACAGCUGCAUCAGCAGCAUCGAGAGCAUGGAGAAUAUCAGCACCUCGAGGGCCAAGGGGCGAGCCUGGAUUCGAGUAGCCCUGAUGGAGAAGAGACUUUCGGAAUACUUAGCUACUGCUCUGAGGGACAUUCGGACAACCAGGAGGUUCUAUUGUGAGGGAGCCAUCGUACUAAGAGAAGAAGCCACAGUCCUAACAGGGAUGCUUAUUGGUCUUGGAGCUAUAGACUUCAGUUUCUGUCUAAAGGGAGAGGUCCUGGAUGGAAAAUGUUCUGCUGUCAUUGACUACACCCCAUACCUAAAGUUCACACAGAGCUAUGAUUAUCUAAGUGAUGACGAUGACCGCCGAAGCAUCGACAGCAGCACCAGUGAUGACAGCGUGCCCGAGCACCCUUAUAUCCCACUGGUCACUGACGAGGAAAGCUGGGCCAACAAGUGCCGCAAGAUGGAGCAAAGGUUCAAGAUUGUCUAUGCUCAGAAGGGCUAUUUGGAGGAACUUGUGCGUCUACGUGAGUCCCAGCUGAAGAAUGUGGAAACAGAAAACAAGAAGCUUACCUCGAGGCUGACGGAGAUGGAGGAGCAGUACACGCAGGAGAAGAGAGAGCUCGAGGCCAUUGUGCUGGAACUGCAGGAGCAGCUGACAAGCCUGAUUCCAUGUGACUCCAACCAUUUGGCCAAAAACCUGUCAAUCCCCCUCAUCAAUCAAUGGCAGCAGCCCUACAACAACCACGACAAUGGCAAGCUGUUUCGCAGGAGGAGCUUCCCCAGCACAGAGCUGCUGUCAGUGGAAGUCAGCCUUGACUCCGACUCCCAGAAUACUGCGGGGCAACGGAACGGAGAAGCCUGGUGCAGAGCAGAUAAAGAUUACACGCCUUCUAUGAUGGGUCUAUGCGGGUCUCUGAACUCCUUGCCCAGCUGCAAGUCCCUGGCCAGCCUCAAGUCCAGCGAGUGCCUGGUCCACAUCAGCACAGACAACAGCCCUGCCCUUUCUCCCAGCUAGUGGGCACCAAAGCACAACUGCCAUUCACAGACACUGGAGGAAACAGCUUCACCCCAAAGUGAGAAAACCUGGGUCAUGUUCAUUAAGCAACAAAUGGGGGAGAAACAAUUAAAAUUGAGGGACUGCCUACACUUGUUAAAUUAGAGACAUUAAUAUAAUUUUUUUAUGUUUUAAAACCAGAAUGUGUUCCAUAAUGAACACGACCCAGCAGACACUGUAAGAUGGGGGGGCCCUGUACUACUCCUCAAUAAACCUUUAAAAUUCCCUUCAUUCCACCUGAAAUUCCUCAUGUCCUACACAACCUUGUCAUAAAAUACAUUUUUGACUAAAUAGCCAAUUCCAUGCAUCUUCUCUAGCGUCAAAAAAGAAAAGCAACCAGAAGAGCUGCAGUACUGCCUGAACAAUAAAUUCAACUGUCUUUCAAUGUCUUUCCUUGGCUGAACUGAUGACCACCUACUAUAGAUAUGGGAAAUAUGGUUGCUUACUUGAAAACAAAGCCAUUAUACAAAUACCGACUGUAAUUACAGCAACCUUAAACCUGUAGCUCUCCUACUGACCAAAACAUUUGGUCGACCCACACCUGUCCUACCUUGUUCGUCUGACUGUUGGUAGUAAUGUUUGUACUAGUUUCCACACUGCCUAAUGUGUAUUCUUGCAGUGCAGGACAUGUUGAACUGCUCAGUGACACAGCUCAAAAGUGAAACAACCACUUGUAUGCCAUGUUACUCUUGACGUUGCAUUAUUACAAGUCUGUUAGUACAAGCAGAAAGAGAGGGUUUGUACUUUAUCAUUGCUGAACAUUCAGUAGUGGCUACUGCUACUGAAGAACAAAUACUGAAAGAAGUGCUUUGUAUAUACAGUCUAUGGUAUUAACACGUAUUAGUGAAGUUUGGGCUCGAGUGUGUCACUGUGUGAGAGCAGGAGAAAAAAAAGCCAAUGUGUGGUGUUACUGUAUGAGCAUUGGUGUUACAAGUUUGUAAUUUUUAGUAAGCUACAUUUAUUUUGUAUUAUUAUUUAAUCCUUUCACUCAUUUUAUUGAAAUCUAGAUUGCUGUCUCAUCUUAGCUUUUGGAAGUUCAGACAUAUAAUUUAAAACUGCAAUAAAACUGCCUUUUUUUGUUAAACAUUAUGUUGCUAUGCUUGUUACUGCAGUAGGCAUACAUGGUAUGUUGACUUAUGGUAUUUGCUAU
Esox lucius (northern pike) is the source of this 2784-nucleotide messenger RNA. Its product is annotated as RUN domain-containing protein 3A. NCBI's taxonomy places the organism in Eukaryota, Metazoa, Chordata, Actinopteri, Esociformes, Esocidae. The coding region runs from base 297 to 1595 and encodes 432 amino acids. The transcript is spliced from 11 exons. The record is from RefSeq and is a predicted model, not a curated record. Gene Ontology annotation, cellular component: cytosol.